This is a messenger RNA of Ruditapes philippinarum (Manila clam), 3235 nucleotides long. RefSeq lists its product as uncharacterized. The transcript is spliced from 13 exons. Gene Ontology annotation, biological process: G protein-coupled receptor signaling pathway. NCBI's taxonomy places the organism in Eukaryota, Metazoa, Mollusca, Bivalvia, Venerida, Veneridae. The coding region runs from base 108 to 3035 and encodes 975 amino acids. Gene Ontology annotation, cellular component: membrane. Gene Ontology annotation, molecular function: adenylate cyclase inhibiting G protein-coupled glutamate receptor activity. The record is from RefSeq and is a predicted model, not a curated record.
CGCUUUUUUGAUAAUAAUGGCAAAUUUCAGGAGUUAUCGGGCCUGAGUAUAGCUCCGAGACUAACGUAGUAUCCUCAAUUUUGGGGUCGCAGACGACAAAAGACCAGAUGUUGCAAAUUGGGUUUUCAGCUACAUCAACAGAACUUAAUGACAGAGUUAAAUAUCCGAAUUUUUACAGAGUGGCAGUGGAAGAUCGAGCUCAGAUUACGACUAUAUUAAAGCUUUUGUUAGAUCUCAAAUGGAACCGAAUAGCAAUUGUUUAUGUCAACGAUACGUACGGACGAGUUGGUGCAUAUAUGUUGCAACAAGCCGCCGAGAAGAACGGCAUAUGUUUGUCUAAAAUGAAUGCAAUAGAAAUUGACGACAGCAGACGUGUUGACAUCACUGAAAUAAGAAAUAUCCUAUCCGAUUAUGUGCUAGACCCACCCAGCAUUGAAGGUGUCGUCUUCUUCGGAACUGACGUCAUUACUAAGCAAGUCAUGCAAAUAUUAGAAAAACUUUCGACGCAAGACGCCCCGAUAGUUAUACUAUCCGAAUCAGAGCUCAAUACAGACGUGUUUCUUUCCCACUCGGGUGAUUUGUUAGGGAAAACAAAAGGCACGCUUGCUAUUGCUAUGCAGAACUUAGAAGUACCAGAGUUUGUACGAUAUUGGGAGUCAAUGCUUUCAAACAAAACCGCCAUGCUAGCUGCUGUGGACAACAACCCUUAUUUAAAGGACGUAUUUCUCCAAUACGCGGGUUGUGAUAUAGAAUCCGCAAGCUGUGAGGCAUUGACUAAAGAACAAAUAGCUAAACUGUCUUCGAAACUGUUCUACGUUCACUACUCCGUGUUUGCUGUCCAUACACUUAUUAAAGCUAUAGAAAAAUUCAACGAUACAGUUUGCAAAGGAGACUGCAACACCAAAGAGAAAUUCAAAUCAUAUUUCCAACCAAACCAUCUUGUUGAAGCUAUGGAUGGACUAUCCGUGUCAUAUGGCGGUAUUGAUGCUUCGUUUACUAGAGACACCCCGAAUAUUCAACUUGCAGACGGCGAGACGGAAUACGAGGUGUAUAAUUUUAGGAAAGACCCAGAUAACGGUGACGAAUUUGCAUUCGUUAAGGUAGGAUAUCUAUCGGACGAUGUUCUGCAUUUGGACACGGACAAGAUAAAGGAUUACAAAUCUGAUGGGACAGAAAGAAGCUACCCAAAUAUAAGGAGAGGACAAUGCCCUGUUGGGAGCAGAUGUGAUAAAUGCAUUGAUAGCGAUAUUACAGAAAUAAACUAUCAUAUUCCAGGAGAUUUCUAUGUCAUAGGAAUCGUAUCUAUUAACAAUAAAGCAAUUCCCGGGCCCAUUGGAUGUGGUACAGUCAGAACAAGGCACGGAUACCAAAUGUAUUUGUCUAUGGAAUACAGUUUAAAAGAAUUUCAUACUAAAAGCUGGUAUUCAUCAUACAAGACUAAGUUUGCUGGAAAGUCUGUUGGACUAAUUGUAAUCAACAGUUGUAACAAUGCACUUGAAGUAGUGUCAAAAAUUCUUGACCUUCACUCAAAAGGUCUAAAGUUACCAAAUGGAACAUUCCUGGAUUUGACUGGCCGCAUUCUUGGUUAUGUUGGUGGUCAAGCGACCGAAGUUAGUGAACCUACUGCUGCACAAUUAACAAAACUGAACUUUGUACAAAUAAGCUACACAUCUACGAACCCCAUACUCAGUGACAAGCAUCUGUAUCCUUAUUUCUUGCGCAUGAUUUCGCCAGAUAAUUUACAAGCUGAAGCAAUGAUAGAAAUAGUAAAAGCGCUUGGUGGGGAAUACAUCCAGAUUGUGUAUAGUGAAGGUGGGUAUGGUGUCGGAGGGAGAGACUCUGUUCGAGAGGUUGCAAAAGCCAACAAGAUUUGUAUCAUACAAGAAAUAAUAGUCGUAGAGGCGGAAACGAAUGCAUACUUCGGUUAUUAUGAGAUGAUGCGAAGAAAACCGCACGCUAAACUCGUAAUUAUAUUCUUACGAUCUCACAUUGUUGGUCAUUUCUUGAGAGAUGUUAACACUGAAAUGACAAGAGGUGAAUUUCAGUUUAUUGGAUCAGAAGCUUGGGGCAAGAACAGAGACGCGUUACAAUACGAUAUCAGCAAAGGGGCUAUAAUAACAGCAGUGGAAAUGGAUACUGACAGAGAACUGGAAGUCUAUAUCAAAGAUCAAACACCUUCCAUUGAUGUUCCAAAUCCUUGGCUAUUAAACUACAUACAGAAUAGACAAGAAUGCUACAUGAGUUGGAGCUAUGAUAAAACAUUUCCGAAAGAGUGUAGCGCUGAUGAUUUGCCUACAAAUGAAAACGAUUUCGUGUCGGAUCCAUGGUGCAUAUUCGUUGCAAAGACUAUGUCGGCAUUCUUGAAAGGGGCGGCAAUGUUUUACAGGGACAAAUGUGGUGCAUCGUCCAGCAGAACACUUUGCUCUGACUUUGUUAGCAAUCCAAAACAAUUGUUCAAUGUGAUGAGGGUUGUCAAAAUGAACAUUUAUGGAACUGGAGAUAUUUUGAUUUUUGAUGAAAAAGGAGACGGUUUAAUGGGCUAUAAAAUUUACAACAUUCAAGCAGGACAAACUGAUAGAACGCAAAGAGUUUACACUGAAGUUGGAAGUUACAACCCUAGCACUGGUCUUCGAAUCACUUUAGAGGACAUAGAAUUCCCCAGAGAUGAGCCUAUCAGAUCCUCAUGUCCGAGUGAAGGUGCAUGCCUCUCAUGUUUAGGCAAAGACCCUGCUCCGAAAAAUGAAACAUCAACUACAGAAGAUGGAACUGAUACAGUAGCUAUGUUGGGAGCCUUUGUUGGAAUUCUCAUCGUGGUGAUAAUUAUUCUUGUUGUUGUUAUCAUUUUAAAUUUGAGGAAGCAACGCAAGACACCAAAUGACGUAUACAUUACCCCCACGGAAUGCCUGAGCGAGAGACCAUCUGUUGAAGGGAAACAUUCUGAUACAGAUAGUAUAAAUGGUCACAAUAAUUAUAUAACUGUAAAUCACUUGGAUCCACCGCCAGGGUGCCGAAGUGAAGAGUUCCUUAGUAAAUAAAAACAGACGACAUCUUAUUUCUUGCUGCUUUGUUGAACUUUGCAAUUAUAACUAUUAUAUGUUUUAAAUGUAUACAUUUAAGACUUCUUUAGCAAUGAUUUGGACAAAUUUUGCGGCAUAUAAAAUGUAACCAAUGACAUUCCAGCAUUUGCACCACGUGAUGUUCCAAUAUAAUUCAUUAUUGGAUCCAAGCUUAUCAA